UUCCUUCAUAACUUCGUCGUCUAUUUUGGUCCAAUUUAUUUCACUGUAUACUCUUUUAACAUUUUCUAUAGGCUCGGCCUAAAAUUUUACUUCUGUGGAGUGAGGUUUUGAAUUUAUCUGCUCGACUCAACGGAAUGAUUAUCGUUGGAUUUGGAUGUGUAGGAUCGGAACCCUCACAUCCAAAUACAGCCCGUGAAAGAACCCCAAGCAGUUGCUUUUUCUCUGCAACAAUUCCCCCAACUACAGCUCCCUUCGUCCUCUCCUCAUCAAUUUCCUCUACCUGACCAUUAUCUUCUUCAUCCUCAUCAUCAGAAAUCUCCUCUCAGUGGUCUUUUCAAUCCCAGUGGGUAAGAAAAUACAGGAGAUCUAAGGUCCCGGUUCCGCUUCGUAGUAUCCACACGACACGCGACCAGUUUGAAAGCGAGAAACAUAGAAGCCUGAAUUCUCGCGGAAAGCUCUAUGGCGGACUCCGCAGGGACGACACUGAUGGAUCUAAUCACGGCGGACCCGACCCCAGCGCCGGGUUCGCAAUCGUCAACGUCUGCAUCUGGAGCAAUGCCUCCUCCACCGCCUCCCUCGGCUCUCGGCAAACCCGUUCACACUGAGCGGAAGUCGAAGAGAACCACUCUGAUGCAGAUCCAGGCCGACACCGUGUCUGCUGCCAAAGCUGCUUUGCAUCCUGUUCGGACCAACAUCAUCCCCCAGAGGCAGAAGAAAAAGCCGGUUUCAUACUCACAACUUGCAAGGAGCAUUCAUGAACUAGCUGCUACAUCAGACCAAAAAAGUUCCCAGAAGCAGCUAGUGCAUCAUGUGUUUCCAAAACUUGCCGUUUACAACUCGGUUGACCCUUCAUUGGCACCUUCUCUUCUCAUGCUUAAUCAGCAGUGUGAAGAUAGGACUGUUCUGCGAUAUGUCUAUUAUUACCUAGCCAGAAUUUUGUCAGAUACCAGUGCACAAGGUUUAAGUUCUGGUGGUGGGAUCCCCACACCAAACUGGGAUGCUCUUGCUGACAUUGAUGCUGUGGGAGGGGUUACUCGAGCUGAUGUUGUGCCUCGAAUUGUAAAUCAACUCACUGCGGAGGCCUUAAAUGCUGAUGUUGAAUUUCAUGCACGAAGAUUGCAAGCUUUGAAGGCUCUGACAUAUGCUCCAUCAAGCAACUCAGAAAUUUUGUCUACAUUGUAUGAUAUUGUAUUUGGCAUUCUCGAUAAGGUCGCUGAUGCACCACAAAAACGUAAGAAAGGUGUGUUUGGGAACAAAGGAGGUGAUAAGGAGUCCAUUAUACGGAGUAAUUUGCAAUAUGCGGCUCUAAGUGCUUUGAGAAGACUUCCUCUAGAUCCAGGAAAUCCAGCAUUUCUUCAUCGGGCUGUGCAGGGGGUUUCUUUUGCUGAUCCUGUUGCUGUAAGGCAUGCUUUGGAAAUUCUCUCCGAAUUAGCUACAAAAGACCCUUAUGCAGUUGCAAUGGCCUUAGGGAAGCUUGUACAACAUGGAGGGGCUUUGCAAGAUGUUCUCCAUUUGCAUGAUGUUCUUGCUAGAGUUGCACUUGCCCGGUUGUGCUAUACAAUAUCUAGAGCUCGGGCACUAGAUGAAAGACCUGACAUUAGAUCUCAGUUCAACUCGGUGCUCUAUCAACUUCUCCUUGAUCCUAGUGAAAGAGUCUGUUUUGAGGCAAUCUUAUGUGUAUUGGGAAAAUUUGAUAACGCAGAGCGGACUGAAGAACGAGCUGCUGGGUGGUACCGUUUAACCAGAGAGAUUCUCAAGUUGCCAGAGGCACCAUCUAUAUCAUCGAAAGAAUCCAAUACUGGGUCAAAAGAUGGGCUUCCUCCAAAGGCAACGAAAGAUAAAUCUCAAAAGACAAGGCGACCACAACCCCUGAUCAAACUUGUAAUGAGAAGGUUGGAGAGUUCUUUCCGAAAUUUCUCUAGGCCGGUACUUCAUUCAGCAGCACGAGUUGUGCAAGAGAUGGGGAAAAGUCGGGCUGCAGCAUUUGCCUUAGGCAUACAAGACAUUGAUGAAGGAGCUCAUGUCAACACAUUCUCAGAGACUGCUGAUUCACUCGAUACAGAUGGCUAUGAAAACUCACAUUCUGAAGGAGUCCGAAGAACUGCUUCUAUGUCUAAUGGAGCAGGUGGCAAAGAUACAGUUGCGAGCUUAUUAGCUUCAUUAAUGGAAGUGGUGCGGACAACUGUGGCAUGUGAAUGUGUUUUUGUUCGAGCAAUGGUAAUUAAGGCUUUGAUCUGGAUGCAAAGUCCACAUGAAUCACUUGACGAACUAAAGUCCAUUAUUGCAUCAGAGCUUUCUGAUCCAGCUUGGCCAGCAGCACUAUUGAAUGAUGUCUUGCUCACAUUGCAUGCUCGUUUCAAGGCAACUCCAGAUAUGGCUGUGACUCUCCUUGAAAUUGCAAGAAUUUUUGCUACUAAAGUUCCUGGGAAGAUUGAUGCUGAUGUAUUACAACUACUAUGGAAAACGUGCCUUGUCGGAGCUGGUCCUGAUGGGAAACACACAGCUCUGGAAGCAGUCACAAUAGUUCUUGAUCUACCACCACCACAACCUGGUUCAAUGUUAGGACUUACAUCAAUUGAUAGGGUAUCAGCAUCUGAUCCAAAGUCAGCUUUGGCAUUACAGAGAUUAGUCCAGGCAGCUGUAUGGUUCCUUGGUGAAAAUGCCAAUUAUGCUGCUUCUGAAUAUGCUUGGGAGUCUGCAACUCCUCCUGGUACUGCAUUGAUGAUGUUAGAUGCAGAUAAAAUGGUUGCUGCAGCAAGUUCUCGUAACCCUACUCUGGCUAGUGCAAUGACUCGACUCCAAAGGUGUGCUUUCAGUGGCAGCUGGGAGGUUCGUAUCGUUGCUGCUCAAGCUCUUACGACCCUGGCAAUCAGGUCUGGUGAGCCUUUUAGGCUACAAAUCUUUGAAUUCUUACAGGCUUUAGCACAGGGUGGUGUGCAGUCCCAACUUUCAGAUGUGCAUGUAAGUAAUGGGGAAGAUCAAGGGGCCAGUGGUACAGGAAUUGGUGUUCUGAUAAGUCCCAUGUUAAAGGUUCUUGAUGAAAUGUAUGGAGCACAGGAUGAGCUGAUCAAGGACAUACGCAACCAUGAUAACAUGAAAAAAGAAUGGACAGAUGAGGAACUUAAGAAACUGUAUGAAACCCAUGAGAGGUUGCUAGAUCUUGUUUCACUGUUUUGUUAUGUUCCAAGAGCAAAGUAUCUACCUUUGGGGCCUAUAAGUGCAAAACUUAUCGACAUUUAUCGCACACGCCACAAUAUAAGUGCAACAAGUGGUUUGAGUGAUCCAGCUGUCGCUACAGGAAUUUCUGACCUUGUUUAUGAAUCUAAACCAGCCUCCGCUGAGCCUGAUGCACUUGAUGAUGAUCUAGUAAAUGCUUGGGCAGCAAACCUUGGUGAUGAUGGCCUGUGGGGUAAAAAUGCACCAGCAAUGAAUAGAGUCAAUGAAUUUCUUGCUGGUGCUGGAACUGACGCUCCAGAUGUUGAGGAGGAGAACAUCAUAUCCAGACCUUCGGUUAGUUAUGAUGAUUUGUGGGCCAAAACACUCUUAGAGACAUCGGAAAUGGAGGAAGAUGAUGCCAGGUCAUCAGGGACAUCUUCCCCAGAGUCAACGGGAUCAGUUGAAACUUCUAUAUCAUCCCACUUUGGUGGAAUGAACUAUCCAUCUUUGUUCAGUUCACGACCGUCUGGCUAUGGGACUUCACAAUCCUCAGAGAGGCCAGCAGCAAGCAGGUUUAGCAAUUCAUCCACGGGUGGUCCUUCCUCCAUGUACGAGGGUUUAGGUUCUCCGAUCAGAGAAGAGCCUCCACCAUACACAUCACCUUCUAGGCAACGAUACGAGUCAUUUGAGAACCCCUUAGCUGGCGGUGGGUCCCAGAGUUUUGGCUCCCUAGAUGAGGAGCGGGUCUCGUCUGGAAAUCCCCAAUUUGGAACGGCACUAUAUGACUUCACUGCUGGUGGAGAUGAUGAGUUAAAUUUGACAGCAGGAGAAGAGGUUGAGAUCGAUUAUGAAGUUGAUGGCUGGUUUUAUGUAAAGAAGAAACGUCCUGGGAGGGAUGGGAAGAUGGCGGGGCUGGUCCCCGUCCUCUAUGUCAGUCAAUCCUGAUAUUAGCAACAUAUCUCCCAAGAAAGUCCAAGUCACCGUGCCUGAUUUUGCAUGGAUAUGAUGCGCUUAUAUCUGAUCCUGAAGUGUGUUGGGAGGGGCUUCAUUGGCUAUUCAUCUUAUUAUUCGUUUCCUAGUCUUAUCAAAGAUAACAGUUGAAGGAGAUGUUUCAUUUGGCCACACUUGGGUAUCUUGAUCAUCCACAUUCUUUUGGAGCUGAGGGAUUUACAUAGAAGAUUCUGCCACUGCUUCCAUCUUUCAGUUUUUGAUCUUAUUUCUACCUUAUAUAUUAAAAAAAAUAAAAAUUCCAAGUUCAUUUGGUUGCCUUUCUAACUCACUUUUUUGUUGUGUGCUUAUUGUAAUUACGGGAGGACCCAAUCCUUUUUGAGUGAGGACCAAACUAACUACAUUCGUUUUGCUUGUAAAUUUUGUUUCAUUACUUGCUACUGCGUGGCCAUUAAAUAUAGGAGAUGAUAUAUACAUUUCUUUUCUUUUUAUUGUUAUCCAUUUGAAGCUGAGGAAAUAUCUUUUUCUUUC
Vitis riparia (riverbank grape) is the source of this 4635-nucleotide messenger RNA. RefSeq lists its product as uncharacterized. The coding region runs from base 460 to 4101 and encodes 1213 amino acids. Gene Ontology annotation, molecular function: protein binding. Lineage: Eukaryota; Viridiplantae; Streptophyta; Magnoliopsida; Vitales; Vitaceae. The record is from RefSeq and is a predicted model, not a curated record. The transcript has 28 exons.